UUCGUCAAAUUAUAAGUUCAACUUGGGGAUAUGCCUCCGGUAAAGGAUGAUUUGAUAAGAGAAAUUAAUUGUUUAGAUAUUAAUUUAACUGAAAAAAGUCCAGCGAAGGGUACGGCACUCGUUGAUGUAAGAGCAUGUAAUAAACCUGCCACUAAGGUAUGGUUCCGUGGCGUGCGAAGCUCAAAGUUCCGCCAUGUCUACGGGGUGCCGUUCAAGAGAGAAAGAUGCUAUGAUAACAUAAAGAUCACCAGAAAUGCUCACGACUCUAACUUCUGUGCCGUCAAUCCCAAGUUCGUGGCGAUCGUCACUGAGGUCGCAGGCGGUGGUGCCUUUCUUGUGCUGCCUUUAGACCAUACCGGUCGGUUAGAUUUCAACGCUAGCCGCGUGACGGGCCACAAAGGUCCCGUACUCGACAUAAAAUGGAAUCCGUUCAACGAUAACAUCAUAGCCUCGUGUUCCGAUGACUGCACGGUAAAACUAUGGCACAUUCCCGAUGGAGGUCUAUCCAUGCACCUCACAGACUGGCUCGUGGAACUCCACGGUCAUAAGCGUCGAGUUGCCUACAUCGAAUGGCAUCCUACUGCUGAAAACAUCUUGCUCAGUGCUGGCUUUGAUUAUUUGAUUUUCGUUUGGGAUGUGGGCAAGGGAGAAGCUGUGAAGGUGAUCGACUGUCACAGUGACGUUAUCUACUGCAUGUCCUUCAACCGCGACGGAUCACUGCUUGCUACCACCUGCAAGGACAAGAAGUUGAGAGUUAUUGAACCGAGACGAGGUAUUGUGCUAUCGGAGGGCCCGUGCCACAGCGGCACGAAGGCGGCCAAGUGCGCGUUCCUGGCGGGCGGGCGCGUGCUGACCACGGGCUUCUCCCGCCACAGCGACCGCCAGUACGCGCUGUGGGACCAGCACGCGCUGCACGCGCCGCUCGCGCUCGACACCAUCGACAGCUCCUCGGGCGUCGUCUUCCCCUACUACGACCACGACACCAACAUGGUUUACCUCGCUGGUAAAGGUGAUGGAAAUAUUCGCUACUAUGAAGUGGUCGACGAACCUCCGUAUAUACAUUUUCUGAAUCAGUUUUUAUCGGGAAAUCCUCAACGCGGGCUGGGCUUCAUGCCGAAGCGCGGCGUGAGCACGGCGCAGUGCGAGGUGUUCCGCUUCUACAAGCUGCACACGUCGCGCGGCUUGUGCGAGCCCAUCUCUAUGAUCGUGCCGCGCAAGUCCGACUGCUUCCAGGAGGACCUGUACCCGGACACGGCGGCGCCGCAGCCGGCGCUGAGCGCGCGCGACUGGCUCAGCGGCGUCAACGCGCCGCCGCUGCUCAUCAGCAUGAAGACCGGUGUCACAAUAUCGACACACAAGCCACGCACGAACAAGGACGCCCCGGCGCUUCAGCCGCAAGACGCUAACAACAGAAAGAAAUUCGCAUUCCUAUCCCGAGAGACCACGCCCGACUACCGCCCACUGGCCACCUGUGAUAAUCGUUAUAAUAAUAAACAAUUAAACCAGGUGCAAGUGACCGAGAAAUGUCAGAAGACAAGCGCCAAUCAGAACACGAAGUUCCAUCAACUGCAGCGUAUGUUCGGCAAGCAGACGGGUGAGACUGAGCCGGUUCCGCUCUACAAGCAAAUCAACCAGGGAGAUGUGUUCAACACUGAGCAUGAGUUACGUCUCGCAUUCAACCGACAAGGCGAAGAACUAAGGAUUGUGAAGCGUCAACUGCAAAACAGUCAGCAAAGAGUGCGGGAACUAGAACAACACAUCGCCUCGCUUCAAGCGCGACUACAACACGAAACUUAACUUUAUACUGCCUAAGAAAUACGCUUUUCCCAUUACUAUUGGAAAUUAUCUUGCCGAGCUGAUCCAGCUUUAGGUAAUGAUCAAUGUUUUAAAUAAAACUGCCUUUUAAA
Messenger RNA from Melitaea cinxia (Glanville fritillary), 1907 nucleotides. RefSeq names its product coronin-2B-like. The transcript is spliced from 12 exons. Gene Ontology annotation, molecular function: actin filament binding. The coding region runs from base 31 to 1797 and encodes 588 amino acids. Lineage: Eukaryota; Metazoa; Arthropoda; Insecta; Lepidoptera; Nymphalidae. Gene Ontology annotation, biological process: actin filament organization. The record is from RefSeq and is a predicted model, not a curated record.